Molecule: messenger RNA, 1377 nt
Organism: Nipponia nippon (crested ibis)
Lineage: Eukaryota; Metazoa; Chordata; Aves; Pelecaniformes; Threskiornithidae
Source: RefSeq, a predicted model, not a curated record
AUGGAAUCCAAAGAGAAGGUAGAACAAUGCUUGAAGCGCCUAUGGAAAAUGAACUUGGUGGGCUGCAUUGAAACUCUGGCAGGACUGAUUCCCAAGAAAAAUACACCCCAAGCCCAUGCAGAGUGCUUAGUUCCCAGCCAGCCUAUGCUGGAGACAGUGGCUCUGAAGGUGUUGGGAGGUUGCAAGCUCAUACUGCGUCUACUGGACUGUUGCUGUAAGGCUUUUCUCUUGUCCGUUAAACAUCUCUGCUCGGAAGAAUUCAUACUUUUGAACACCGUGGCUUCGGGGUUGUUGAGCCGGCUAUGGAUUCAGUACAGGUGUGUAUUGCAGAGCCUCAUGUCCUUGUAUGGCACAUUGUCGACAUCACUGCAUCUGGUAUCUCAGACCCAACAGAUGCCUUAUGUCAAGGGGUUUACCUUCCCUUCUGAUAUCAGUAACUUCCUUGGAGUUAACAUUUCUUCUGAGGUGAAGAAGCAAAAGGCUAGAAUGCUUACAACAAAAAAACCUACUGGCUGGCUGAAGAAGCUCUUCCCAAUGAUGCCAGAGGCAGUGUCGGAGGUUGGGAAAAAGAGAAAUUUUGCCACCUGCACGAGUGCUGUGAAAAACUGUAGCACCCCGUGCCCCGCGGACAUCGGAGAGCCAGUUCUGGUGACAAGAGCCAGCAGAGGGAAGCACCUGGGGUUUGACGUGAAGAGCUUACUUAGACCAUCCAGACUGCCAACACAAGAGGGUAUAAGCAUUGCAUCAACACCUUUUAAAACAAAGUUGGCAUCACUUUCCUCUCGUAUAGCAAAAUCGCAGCAUGCUGGAUCUCUUGUAGAGAUGGUCCAAACAGCUACGUCAUUCGGGGAACUGUCAGAGGCACUCAGAAAAGCUAUUCUGUGGUGCAAAGGCAACAAAUUCAAGUCAGCAGCUUAUUUUCUGCGUAACAAGUUGCUGAAAAGCAACCGGCUGCACCACGUGGAGGCUCAAGGAUGCAGCUUGAAGAAAAAACUGUGCUGUGUCAAAACAUCUGUCCGUAAAUACCUCCUAUACGGGUCACUAAACGCGCGCUGGCCGAAGCGGUACCUCGGGGCACGGUUCUGUCGAAGGAGGAUCAAAUCAUCCGCCCGCUUGAAGAGAACUCUGAAGACUGUUGGGCAAAAACCUUCUGAGCUUUUUGGGGUCUGUGAGAACAGUGCAUCUCUCGUCCCCCCAGCUUACCAGGAGGGGCCUCCGAGUCGGGAAGGGCGUUCCAGUGCUGAUACAGGCUGUGUCGAACUGAGCACAGCAGGGGCUCCGAAGCGGCUGCUGCUGGAAGGAAGCCCUGGCCCUGUGUGGAAAGAAGCUACUGAGAACAUGGAUAUUGAUUCUAUUUUUGCAGCAAUGGGUGUCUGA